Hevea brasiliensis (rubber tree) is the source of this 1303-nucleotide messenger RNA. RefSeq names its product peptidyl-prolyl cis-trans isomerase FKBP20-1-like. Gene Ontology annotation, biological process: protein peptidyl-prolyl isomerization. Gene Ontology annotation, cellular component: cytoplasm. Gene Ontology annotation, molecular function: peptidyl-prolyl cis-trans isomerase activity. The record is from RefSeq and is a predicted model, not a curated record. The transcript is spliced from 7 exons. NCBI's taxonomy places the organism in Eukaryota, Viridiplantae, Streptophyta, Magnoliopsida, Malpighiales, Euphorbiaceae. The coding region runs from base 433 to 996 and encodes 187 amino acids.
CGCAAAUGACAAGAGUGACAAUUGAUGAAGAAAAUUGAAGUCAUCCUUCAUUUGCAUAUAUGAACAAAGCUGGAAUAAGGCAGAUGUUCAUUGUAAUUUGUGGCACAUGUCAAACACAGGUCCAAGGUGUUCACUCGUGGCAGAAUUUUGGGUUAAUGGUGGAUUACAUCCACCAUGAACAGAAAAUUUAAUGCUUGCUUGGGCCAAAGCCCAAAGGAUCCAAAGUUAGAGUCCAGUUCAAUAGCCCACUUGCCACGCCCUACCACAUUUACAAAAUGCCGGCUUUGCUCUUUCUAGUCAAAAGAGCUCACCAAGACGCCUAUGGCCACCGGUAUCAAACGCAAUUUUUCCGGUUUAUCGUCCCUGAUUUCCCCUUUUCGUCUCGAGUUCUUUCCUCUCUCUUUGAACCGGGCUUUGAAGGAUUUAUGAGCCAUGGAUGAUGCUGUUGAUUUGACUGGGGAUGGAGGUGUCAUCAAGACAAUCAUAAGGCAGGCAAAAGCUGGUGCACUUGCACCAUCGGAGGAUCUUCCUCUUGUUGAUGCAAUUCAUUAUGAGGGCACACUUGCUGAAAAUGGUGAAGUUUUUGAUACUACACAUGACGAUAAUACUGUGUUCUCAUUUGAGCUUGGAAAGGGUUCGGUAAUCCAAGCUUGGGACAUUUCUCUGAGAACCAUGAAGGUUGGGGAGGUUGCAAAAAUUACUUGCAAGCCAAAAUAUGCCUAUGGCAGUACUGGGUCCCCACCAGAUAUCCCACCUGAUGCAACCCUUAUUUUUGAGGUGGAGUUAGUAGCCUGCAAGCCCCGGAAAGGCUCUAGCAUGAGUAGUGUUUCAGAGGAGAGGGCUAGGCUAGAGGAGCUGAAGAAGCAAAGGGAGCUUGCUGUUGCUGCAAAAGAGGAAGAGAAGAAGAGGAGAGAAGAAGCCAAAGCUGCUGCAGCUGCCCGCAUGCAAGCCAAGUUAGAAUCAAAGAAAGGAAAGGGAAAGGGAAAAUCCAAAUAAGUUUAUAUCACAGUUAUGUUUAUGGUAAUAUUAGAUCUUAUAAAGGAGUAAGAUACAUGAAACUCACAUGCUAUCAUGUGAAAUUAACAUGUAUAUUGUGGUGAUUGCACCAAUUUUAGAUUGAAGGGAUAAGUAAAAACCCAAACAUUUGUACCAUACAAUUAGUGCCAACUUACCCCAAGUUGUACGGGGCAUUUUAAGAACUCAUGGCAUGAUAAUGGCAAUUUCGUGGGCAUCUCAUUCUCAGAUUGUUCUCAAUUUCACAAGAUUGUUGCUGGCCUUCCAUUGCUGGCAGCAGCCUUCCCCA